This is a messenger RNA of Theobroma umbraticum, 670 nucleotides long. Its product is annotated as non-specific lipid-transfer protein-like. The record is from RefSeq and is a predicted model, not a curated record. Gene Ontology annotation, biological process: lipid transport. Gene Ontology annotation, molecular function: lipid binding. Lineage: Eukaryota; Viridiplantae; Streptophyta; Magnoliopsida; Malvales; Malvaceae.
UCAAACCCUGAAGACCUUAGCACGCCAAGCAUCAGCUUCCUUAUAAUCAACUACUUGAAAACACUCUUGCUUAAGUUCUCUGUGAAAUUCUUAUUUCCUCCUCAGUAAUCCCCAUGGCUACCACUAUGUCCCUGAAGCUUGCAUGCGUCGUGGUUUUGUGCUUGGUGGUGGGUGCACCCCUGGCUCAGGGGGCCAUAACAUGUGGUCAGGUCUCAAGCAGGCUGGCACCAUGCAUUGCUUACUUGAGAAGCAACGGAGCUGGUGCUGUGCCUCCAUCUUGCUGCAGUGGGGUAAAUGCUCUUAACAGCGCCGCCCAAACCUCACAAGAUCGCAAAACGGCUUGCACCUGCAUCAAAAGUGCUGCUAGCUCAAUUGCUGGCAUCAACUAUGGAGCCGCAGGUUCACUCCCAGGCAAGUGCGGCGUGAGCAUCCCGUACAAGAUCAGCCCCAGCACUGACUGCAACAGCGUCAACUGAAGUUCGCCGAGGAAAGUUUUCAUCUGAAGGGAAGGAGAAUAUGAUAGUUAGCGAAUAAAUGGAUGUAUAGCAUCCAUCCGGAUAGCACCCUGUGUAGGAGUUGUCCUUAGUUUGAGAGCAAAAGGUUGCUUUAUGCAACUCUAUCUGUUAUUUCUGCUUGAUAUAUAUAUAUCACGGAUUUGUUCUUCUAGCUA